Molecule: messenger RNA, 344 nt
Organism: Suhomyces tanzawaensis NRRL Y-17324
Lineage: Eukaryota; Fungi; Ascomycota; Pichiomycetes; Serinales; Debaryomycetaceae
Gene: TTR1
Product: dithiol glutaredoxin
Exons: 2
Coding region: 1-315 (104 amino acids)
Biological process (GO): cellular response to oxidative stress
Cellular component (GO): cytoplasm; nucleus
Molecular function (GO): glutathione disulfide oxidoreductase activity
Source: RefSeq, a predicted model, not a curated record
AUGGUUUCCCAACAAAGCACCCAAAAGAUCCAAGAGUUGAUCAAGUCCAAGCCAGUUUUCAUUGCUUCUAAGACUUACUGUCCUUUCUGUACUGCCACUAAGAACACCAUCAACUCCAUCACUAAGGACGCCUACAUCAUCGAAUUGGAUACUUUGGAAGACGGUUCCGACUUGCAAGAUGCUUUGGAAGAAUUGACCGGACAAAGAACUGUUCCAAACGUCUUCAUUGGUGGUCAACACAUCGGUGGUAACUCCGAUGUUCAAGCUUUGAAGUCUGCUGACAAGUUGGAAGACAAGAUCAAGGCUGUUUUGUAAUUUUAAUGACAAUAAACGAAUAGUACUGG